GUGUUUUAAACGUUUAAUAUACGUAUUGAUACGUAUUAAAACGUAUUAUAAACGUGUUAAACACGUCUUGCGUUUAAUAAAAUACUUUAUUGAUUGCACAAAUAUGCAAUAUGAGCGCUUAUUUUCCUUUUUGUAGUAUUAAAAAUCUCCAAUUUACAUAAAUAUAAACAAGGAAAGCAAAAUAAUAUAUUCUUGAAGUUAUACAAGUAACAAACAUAAAAUAUAUUGAUUGCACAAACAUGCGGAAUGACAGCUUAUUUUGCAUUUCUACAUACCAAAACUAUGAUUAGUUUGUAAAAACUGCUUUAAUUGAUAUGAAACGUAUUUAAUUAUGACAUAAAUUAUUUUGGAAUAAAUUUCUACUUUUGAAUUCUGGGUAAAAGCACGUUGUUUUUACUUUACUAAUGAGAGCUAAACUGAGCACAUCUAAUUUUACCGAAAAUGCCAAAUACUGCUAAAAACCACCAAGAAUGCAGGAAAUCUGUUUGUUUUCUUUGUUUUAGUAAAAGUCAACGAAAGCUAACAUCAAAUCUAAAAGAAAGAUGUCAGAUUAUACUGAAAGAGAAAAUCAACUUUAAUGAUGACAAAGUUCCACUUGGAAUAUGUGAAAAAUGUCGCUCUUGUUUAAGAAGGAAGGAAAGUGGAGAAGACAUCACACUCCCAUCAUUGUAUAAGUUUGAGACUAUAAAACUUCGACCAGAAACUCGAGACUCUCACUGUAACUGCUUGAUCUGUUCAAUUGGUAAACUGAGACACAAUGGUCAAAUGAAAAUUGAAUUCGCACAAAGUUCAGCAACUAGAACACCUUCUUUAACAGUAGAAAAAAGAUGCUCAGACUGUUUUUCAAUUAUUGGUCGAGGAUUGCCUCACAACUGCACAAAAGGCACUUUGAGAAAUAAUCUUGUUGCUGUAGUAACAAAGGAUCCUUUGGCAUCAGAAAGAAUUGCAGCUCUUGUUGUUUCAAAUAAAGCUCCUUCUCCACAUGGAACUGUUCGAUUAAGUCAACUUUAUGGUGGAAGAAUGCUUCCAGUAACACCAAGUUCGUCAUCAGCUAGACAACUUUUCUCUUCAAAUUCAUCAAUAAGUGUAAAAGACCUUGCUAAAGUUCAAGCAAACACAGGGCUUUCAAACAAUGGCAUUAAGAGGUUAGCAGCUACUAUUAAUCAGUCAACCUCACAACAGAUUGUUGAAAAAAAUUACGCCAUAAAAUUUGACAAAUUCAGCAAGCAACUUGUACAUCAUUUCACAAGUUCAUUAAUUCAAGAUCACGCUGGAUGUGUGAGGACAGUCAUACAUUGCAAGAACUUCCAUGAGCUUAAAAAUGAAAUUAUAGCCAUGAGAAGUACAUCAAAAAAUCACAUUGUAAAGGUUGGAAUUGACGGAGGAGGUGGGUUUCUGAAAGUUACCCUGGGAAUUAUUGAAUUAAAUCAUGAACCUUGCAUUCCCCCAGCAAAAAUCAACUGCACAAGCAAGGUUUUUAAGGACACUGGUGUAAAACAACAACUAGUCAUUGCUGUCUGUGAGGAGCUUCAAGAAAGUUAUACUAACGUUUUGCAAGUAUUUGAGUUGAUUAAAUUGAAAGACCAGGAGUUUGUCAUGUCCUGUGAUCUAAAACUUGCUAAUAUAAUUUGUGGGCUUCAAGCACACUCAAGUGCACAUCCCUGCACCUGGUGUGAAUCUGGUUCAAAAGAACUUGUAAAUCAAGGGAAAUUGAGGACUUUUGAAUCUCUGGAAAAAAAUGUCUCACUCUUCAAGUCAGCUGGUUCCAAUAUUAGAAAAGCUCGUGACUAUAAAAAUGUUGUUCAUUCUCCAAUAUUUAAACUACCUGGAGACACUUUGGUUUUGAAUUUUCUUCCUCCCAUGGAAUUGCAUCUCUUAAUUGGAGUUUUUAAUCAUCUUUUUGCUGCGCUGCUUCAAGUUUUUCCUCGAGUAACUCUUUGGUCUGAUGCAUUACACAUUAAACAACAACCUUACCAUGGUGGACAUUUUGCAGGAAAUGAGUCCAGAAAGCUGCUACACAAUAUUGAUAUUCUUCAAUCAAUUGCUGAGAAACACUCAUGCUAUGCAGCCAUCCCAUUCAUUGAUGCUUUUCGAAAAUUCAAUGCGGUAGUAUCUGGCUGUUUUGGGUGCAACCUUAAUCCAAACUACCCACAAAUAAUUGAAGCAUUCAGAGUGUCUUAUCUGGCAUUGCAAAAUGUGUCUGUAACACCCAAGGUCCAUGCAGUAUUUUUUCAUGUAAAAGAUUUCAUCGACAGAUAUGGCCAGGCUCUUGGGCUUUACUCAGAACAGGCAACAGAAGCAAUGCAUCACAACUUUCAGAUACAUUGGCAAAGGUACAAAAGACCCAAUCAUCAUCCAGAAUACAGUAAGAAGUUGCAAUGUUGCAUUGUUGACUUCAAUACUAAACAUUGUUUGUGAAAAGUCAUUUUAAGAAGGGAUUUGAGAAUAAGUUGUUUUUGAAUUUGUUCCAUUUAAAAGAAACUUUUUUUCUGAAUAUAUUUUAUGUUUGUUACUUGUAUAACUUCAAGAAUAUAUUAUUUUGCUUUCCUUGUUUAUAUUUAUGUAAAUUGGAGAUUUUUAAUACUACAAAAAGGAAAAUAAGCGCUCAUAUUGCAUAUUUGUGCAAUCAAUAAAGUAUUUUAUUAAACGCAAGACGUGUUUAACACGUUUAUAAUACGUUUUAAUACGUAUCAAUACGUAUAUUAAACGUUUAAAACACGUUUUGUGUUAACUAGGAUGAAAAUUCAAAUGUAAAUAACUUGCCAGGACGUUGUAAUCUGAUUUUGAUACUUAUAUCUAAGUGAUCCCCAUAGUAAGGGCUAUCAUUCCGCCAAAGGGUUUUCCCGGGUCAGAAAGUUAAGGUUAGAACC
Hydra vulgaris (swiftwater hydra) is the source of this 2870-nucleotide messenger RNA. RefSeq lists its product as uncharacterized. Lineage: Eukaryota; Metazoa; Cnidaria; Hydrozoa; Anthoathecata; Hydridae. The record is from RefSeq and is a predicted model, not a curated record.